AUGGCGUAUUCACUUCCAUUCCCUGAGCAAUCAACUAUUUUUGUGAGGACAGAGACGAAAGUGAGAUGGGAUACCUACGAGAUCAGAAGUCUACUACUAUUGAGUAUGGGAGCACAAACCAUUCUUACCAUCUUUGGCAAUCGCAGAAGGUACCGUUUAAGAUAUCUGACUCGAUUUUUCCUUUGGUUGUCCCACUUUAUGGGAAGUCCUGUGCUAACAUUGGCAUUGGGCAAGCUUUCAGGAAUUAAUGCUGACGCUUUUCAGGUGAAAGGUAAUCAGAUAAAGUUUAACGAUUUCUAUACCAAGUAUCUCAGCUACACGCUUUGUUUUGCACCAUUCCUUUUGCUGCAUAUUUGUAGCCCUAAUGUAAUUUCCUUCUCGGCUGAGGAUAAUAAGUUAAAGUUUAGGCAACUUAUUGGGCUAACCACCCAAGUAGCCAUAGCACUUUGGAUCUUUUUUAAAUCAUUUUUUGUGGAAGAAUUACUCUUCAUGCAUUUGUAUGUAGCUGGAAUAAUUAAAUUUGCAGAGAGACUCCAAGCUCUCUGGUCAAUAAGUGCUGGUGAAAAUGUUGUCAUAGGUAGUUUUGCAAAUACUGAAAAGCCAUUUGAGUCUAGCUCUUUUUCCAAUUAUUCUCAUGAUCUGUUUCUGCUUGUGAAGGCUUAUCAACGCUUUGAUCGGUUAAAACCUUAUCUUAAGAAUAUGUUAGGCCACCCUUCAUCGGUAUAUCUUUCUUCUAUGAGUAUAGAAGAUUGUCUUGCUAAGGAUGUUUUUAGAAUCACAGAAUUCGAGCUUAGCUUUAUGUAUGAUGCGCUCUACACCAAGGCGUCCAUUAACUAUUCCAAGAAAAGUUUAUGGGUUCGCAUCAUUUUAUUUCUUGUUCUAGCUUUGUCUUUUGUGACAGUUAUUAUAUUGUUGGGUGUUAAGGUUGGUUUUAAAGAUCCAGAUAUAAUGAUUCUCAUAGCUUUUUCUCUGGGAGUGAUUGUACUUGAAAUUUAUGAGAUGAAGGAGCUUCUGUUCUCGGAUUGGGCAUUACUUCAUAUGAGGAAACAAAAUAAGAGCACAUUUAUCAGCAGAUUCUUAUCGAGAGUUGCUCCAAAGAUUCCUAGAAAGAAUCAUAGGUGGUCUCAUUGCGUGGAUCAAUUCAACUUACUAAGCUAUUGUCUUUAUGAAGACUCAACAAAGCUUGGUGGGUUGAUUAGGAGAAUUCCCAAGGUCAAGGGCUACUACAAGGAGUACAAGAAGUAUUGUGUCAGAAAAGAUAUUCCAGUUCCUGAAGAGUUGAAGAAACUGAUACUGGAACAAAUUCUCGAGGUGAGAGCUCAAAUAGGCUGGCAAUCUUUUUCUAAAAGAGGGGAAGGGGCACUUGAAAGAUGUAACUGUCUGCAAGAUUUGGAAUGGAGUAUUUAUACAUAUUUUGAUACCGCAGCUAAGAAGCAAACAAAUUUCGGCAAAGCCAUUAUUAUAUGGCAUAUUGCCACCACAGUUUGCUAUUAUUUAGAUGAUGGUCCAUCAGGAAGUACCAUAAAUCACUCUCAAUGUAAAAUGAGCAAAGUUUUAUCAGAUUAUAUGAUGUAUCUUUUGGGCAUGAUUCCUGAUAUGUUAUCUAUUGUUACUGGCGACAUUCUCUUUCAUGGUGUUUGUGCUCAAGUUGAUGAAUUUUUGAAGACAAAACAAUCAAAGGAUGAAGUGACAUUGUGCAGGAAUUUACUAGAACUAGUAGUUAAAAGUUAUUUCCAAGGAAUUCCCAGUAACAAUGUGCUUACAUCAGAAUGGAAUGUAUUGCUUCAGGUGCAAAAAUUGACAAGAAUAUUGCAAGAGAGAGAGGAUAGAUGGAGAGUUAUAAGUAGUGUUUGGGUAGAAAUGUUGUUUUACGGUGCUAAUAAUUGUCCUUGGACUCUCCAUGCAGAGCAACUUAGGCAAGGUGGAGAAUUACUCACUCAUGUUUGGCUUAUGCUUGAGCAUGAGAAAGACCAGUCUCAUGUUCUGUCUCAUGAAUUGCAAUAUGUGGUUUAA
This is a messenger RNA of Mangifera indica (mango), 2013 nucleotides long. RefSeq lists its product as uncharacterized. The transcript has a single exon. The coding region runs from base 1 to 2013 and encodes 670 amino acids. Lineage: Eukaryota; Viridiplantae; Streptophyta; Magnoliopsida; Sapindales; Anacardiaceae. The record is from RefSeq and is a predicted model, not a curated record.